AUACAUCGACCUGAUUUUCUUAAAACUUUAGAUCACCCAACUGGAUUAGAACUUUAUAUUUAUUACCUGCAAUAUGGAUUUGCAAUCAAAGUGCAAGAAGAACAACACAAAAGAUAUAUAAAAUUCUUUCAUAAUAGUGAUCCCAAUAAUUUUAUCAAACAGCAAGCACGGGAUCAACUCAAGAAAGAAUUAUGUGAAGCGAAUUAG
This is a messenger RNA of Racocetra persica, 207 nucleotides long. The record is from the annotation of a GenBank genome assembly. NCBI's taxonomy places the organism in Eukaryota, Fungi, Glomeromycota, Glomeromycetes, Diversisporales, Gigasporaceae.